UACCGAGGGAAUUUCCCCAUCUCUAAGGCGUAACCCCUCUUGUGAACUAACAGUGAGAUAUUAAAAGCUUUAAUUAAUACUGAGCAGCUCUGCGAAGGAUGCCUGUUGGUACAGAGACGAAGAAUGGUCGCCAAGAGACAGGGAAAACUAAUGGAGAGGAAGAAUCAUCAAAUUCAGAGGAUGAGUCUUCAUUUUAUGAUGAGGAUGACACAGAAAGAAGAAAAGGAGAUUGCAUAGAGGAUAUUCAAUUCCUUGAGCAGCAGUUCACCGAUCUCAAGGAAAUGCUGUAUCAAGAAAAAGUUCAAGACUUGGAACACAAAAUACAAGUUGUAACUGAAGGCAAUGCUCCUGAGUACACACAGCCUCUGAGGGAACUUGAUACCUCCUUGAAAGCUCGUAUGCGUGUUGCAGAGUUGCAGCACAAAUCUCGUAUGGACAAUAUCCAGCACAAGUACCACGAGGAGGUAUCCUCCACACAGCAGGAUUUUGAGGAGCUUUGUCGGGUGACCAAGGAGAGAAUGAUUGCAGAGAUCCAGGACAAGAUGAGAAAAAUAAAAGAAGAUGUAGUCAUCAGUCGACUUAAUUGCGAAAGCACCAGCCGUAAACGGAGACCAAAAGCCGUCAAAUUCCAGCUGCCAGAUAAAAGAAAGAAACCAGUGGUUGUGAAUGGACCAUGUAUGGUGUACAUGCUGAGAGACAUUGACAUAAUGGAAGACACCAACGACAUCAGAAAGGGAAGAGCUUUCAUGGAGGUUGGAGGGCUUAAAGACAAGCCCACUCGCAAGACCAAAUCACCAGUGCUUAGAUAGCAAAAACUAUACUAUUAGGACGUUUUUACAGUGUAUAUAUAUUAUAAUUAUAACAACGAAUAUUACUAUACAAUAAUAUAUACACGAAUAAUAAUUACUACAUGGACAAACAAUCA
Halichondria panicea is the source of this 925-nucleotide messenger RNA. RefSeq names its product breast cancer metastasis-suppressor 1-like protein. Gene Ontology annotation, molecular function: histone deacetylase binding. Bases 99 to 809 code for a protein of 236 amino acids. NCBI's taxonomy places the organism in Eukaryota, Metazoa, Porifera, Demospongiae, Suberitida, Halichondriidae. Gene Ontology annotation, cellular component: Sin3-type complex. Gene Ontology annotation, biological process: negative regulation of transcription by RNA polymerase II. The transcript is spliced from 8 exons. The record is from RefSeq and is a predicted model, not a curated record.